Messenger RNA from Balaenoptera acutorostrata (minke whale), 1316 nucleotides. Its product is annotated as chromobox protein homolog 8. NCBI's taxonomy places the organism in Eukaryota, Metazoa, Chordata, Mammalia, Artiodactyla, Balaenopteridae. The record is from RefSeq and is a predicted model, not a curated record. The transcript has a single exon. Bases 26 to 1141 code for a protein of 371 amino acids.
CCAAGGGGGGAAGCGGCGAGUCAACAUGGAGCUUUCAGCGGUGGGGGAGCGGGUGUUCGCGGCCGAAGCCCUCCUGAAGCGGCGCAUACGGAAAGGACGCAUGGAAUACCUCGUGAAAUGGAAGGGCUGGUCGCAGAAGUACAGCACCUGGGAACCUGAAGAAAACAUCCUGGAUGCUCGCCUGCUCGCAGCCUUUGAGGAAAGGGAACGAGAGAUGGAGCUCUAUGGCCCCAAAAAGCGAGGACCCAAACCCAAAACCUUCCUGCUCAAGGCCCAGGCCAAGGCAAAGGCCAAAACUUACGAGUUCCGAAGUGACUCUGCCCGAGGCAUUCGGAUCCCCUAUCCUGGCCGCUCACCCCAAGAACUGGCCUCUACUUCCCGGGCCCGUGAGGGCCUUCGGAACAUGGGUCUUUCCCCACCGGGGAGCAGCAGCACCUGCCGAGUGGAGCCCCCUCGGGACCGUGAUCGGGAACGGGAUCGAGAGAGGGAGAGGGAACGAGAGCGUGAACGGGGUGCUAGCCGCGCAGACGACAAACCCAGCUCUCCAGGUGACAGCUCCAAGAAGCGAGGACCCAAGCCCCGGAAAGAGCUCCUGGACCCCUCACAAAGGCCCUUGGGAGAACCCAGUGAUGGCCUUGGAGAUUACCUCAAGGGCAGGAAGCUGGACGACACUGCUUCCGGGGCAGGAAAGUUCCCAGCUGGCCACAGUGUGAUCCAGCUGGCUCGAAGGCAGGACUCGGACCUGGCCCAGUGCGGUGUGGCCAGCCCCAGCCCGGCUGAGGCCACGGGCAAGCUGGCUGUGGACACCUUUCCAGCCAGGGUCAUAAAGCACAGGGCCGCCUUCCUGGAGGCCAAAGGCCAGGGCACCCUGGACCCUGGUGGCCCCCGGGGCCGGCAUGGCUCAGGCACCCCCAGCUCUGUGGGGGGCUUGUAUCGGGACAUGGGGGCCCAAGGGGGAAGGCCCUCCCUCAUCGCCAGGAUCCCAGUGGCCAGAAUCCUGGGGGACCCAGAGGAAGAAUCCUGGAGCCCCUCUCUGACCAACUUGGAGAAGGUGGUGGUCACCGACGUGACCUCAAACUUUUUGACUGUCACAAUUAAGGAAAGUAACACGGACCAAGGCUUUUUUAAAGAGAAAAGAUGAAUUGCUGGGUGGGUGAUCCCAGGACAAGAGAGCAGGAGAGAGAGUGAGAGUGCAAACUUGGCAUAAUGCUUUUUAUUUCUGGGUGGGAGGUGGCCUUCUGGCUGGUCCUGUCCCAUCCGUACCUUCACAUAACCCCCUUCCUUUCAUCCCUCCCCCUCAGUUUUGGUUGGAAAGA